Molecule: messenger RNA, 738 nt
Organism: Opisthorchis viverrini
Lineage: Eukaryota; Metazoa; Platyhelminthes; Trematoda; Opisthorchiida; Opisthorchiidae
Exons: 4
Coding region: 1-738 (245 amino acids)
Source: RefSeq, a predicted model, not a curated record
AUGUCUCGUUCGAAGAAACGUUCUAAAGGUGCUCAUCCGAAAAACAAAUCGAAGAGUUUCCGGAAAAAGGAGAAAGCCAUGGUUGAGAAGAGUUUGCAGCUAUUAAAUGAGCAUCUCCCCGUAUUCCGAGCUACAGCUCAGUUCAGCUUGCAAAAAGAAGAAACUCCCAACUAUUCUGAGGAGAUACCAGUUGAUAAACCGGAUCCUGUGCAGUCUGUUCCGAUCGAAAAGUUCCCUGAACGGUUGUUAGAUGAAACUACUGAAGCCCUUUCCGCCUUCACCUGCCCCACUUCCCCAAAUCAUCGAUGCACGAAGCUGUGGCAGCUACAACAAAUGUACGACAAGUACGCGGUUAUUACAGUUGACGAUGGACAUGAUGAUGACGAUGAUGAUGAUGACGAUGAUGAUGAUGAUGGUGAUGAUGAUGAUGGUAAACUCCCUCACUCAACGCAGAAACCGUGGAUUGUUAUGUCUAGCGUAAAGGAUGAUAUCCCAGCGGAUUCGAUCAACUACACUAUCAGUCGUGACAAACUUGUCUAUUCACUAGGUACAUGCGAUCUCACGCAUCUGUUUGCCACACGGAAUGAAAUCCCAGUAAGCCAGGCUCAAAUGGAGGUUCGGGUUAAGGAGUUGUGUCAGUUUCCUGGUUCACUUGGACUUGGAUCUCACGCUGAGCCUGUCGCAUCAUCACGCGACACAGCCAAGUCAUGGUCGUCGUUACGAUCGCGACUGGGCUAA